Strongyloides ratti is the source of this 1146-nucleotide messenger RNA. RefSeq names its product Astacin-like metalloendopeptidase. Gene Ontology annotation, molecular function: metalloendopeptidase activity. Gene Ontology annotation, biological process: proteolysis. The record is from RefSeq and is a predicted model, not a curated record. Lineage: Eukaryota; Metazoa; Nematoda; Chromadorea; Rhabditida; Strongyloididae. The transcript has 2 exons. The coding region runs from base 1 to 1146 and encodes 381 amino acids.
AUGAACAGUUAUUUUUUAUUAUUACUUAUUAUUAUAAAAAUAUUUUUUCUAAAUGAUUUAAUUAGUUCUUAUUAUGUUAAUGAAAAUAUUAAUUAUAGAGAUAAAAGAACUAUCUUGUCUGGUAAUGAAGAAUUAAGGUUAAAGUUACCUAUUACUUAUUUUAUUACUAAGCCAAUUAAUGCUUUAUAUAUAAAAAUAGCAUUAGGAGUUUUAAUGAAUACAACAUGUUUAAGAUUUAAAGAAAUUACUUAUCAAACACAUUCAAACAUUUUAUUUAAACCUAAUCCAUAUUAUGAUGCAGUUUUUGUUAAAAAAGGACUUUUGCUUGGUAUGGUAAUGCUUCCAAGUAACGAUCUUCAAUUAGCAAAGAUUAUAAGAGAGACUUUAUAUUUAUUAGGAUUACAAUAUGAACAUAAACGAUAUGAUAGAAAUAAAUAUAUUUCAAUUAAUAUUAGAAAUAUUCAAAGACAAUUUAUAGAAAAAUUUGCAAUAUCACAUAAAUAUGUUAAAAAAAAAUUUGAUCUUGGAUAUGAUUUAUCAUCAAUAAUGCAUUUUUCACCACAUGAAUAUGCAUAUGAAGGAAAGAAAACAUUUAUACCUUUUAAAAUGGAUAUGAAUCAAUUAGUUGGUAAUGUCAAAAUACCAUCAUUCAAUGAUAUUAAGUUAGUAAAUUUAAAACAUUGUACAACAGUACUUACACCAAUAUUACCUUGUCGUAACUAUGGAUAUUCAGAUCCUUUAAAUAUAGGACGUUGUAGAUGCUUACCAUUUUAUGAUGGAAAAUUUUGUGAACUUUAUAAAAAAAAUUUUAAUAAUUGUGCAAAAAACAAUAUUUUUGAAGCUGCCAAUAAAGUUAGAAGAAUUGACCUUUUUUUGAAUUCAAAUUGCUUUUUUUUUAUUAAAUCUCAAAAUAGUAAAAAAGUGUUAUUAAAAAUCGGAUUUUUAAGUAAACAAUAUUAUAAUAAACUUUGUUCACGAACUUCAAAAAUUGAAAUUAGAUAUCGAAAAAGUUUAACACUUGGUGGAUACAAAUAUCCUAGAAGUUUAUAUAAAGUAAAUAUUAUAUCUGAAGGUCCUUUGAUUGUUGUUCACUCUAUUUUUAGUAAACCAUUUUGUAUUCUUUCAAUGAUAUUUGUAGAAAAAUAA